Homalodisca vitripennis (glassy-winged sharpshooter) is the source of this 1947-nucleotide messenger RNA. Its product is annotated as lysosomal acid phosphatase-like. Bases 832 to 1923 code for a protein of 363 amino acids. The record is from RefSeq and is a predicted model, not a curated record. Gene Ontology annotation, molecular function: phosphatase activity. The transcript is spliced from 6 exons. Gene Ontology annotation, biological process: dephosphorylation. Lineage: Eukaryota; Metazoa; Arthropoda; Insecta; Hemiptera; Cicadellidae.
CUUAGCCGUUGUAUAAAAUAAACAACAUAGAGGAACCGAUUUAUAGAGCUUUACUGUGACAAAAUAUUCGAUAGCUUAAGUAAAGGCUAAAGAUCAUAUACGCCUAUUUAAUCCGAGCAAGACAUGAUUCUUCUACUAUCUUUAUCACCUUAUUGUGGAUUUAUUUAUUUUUCACAGUGAUUGAGAUGAGAACCAAUCUCAAUUCAAUUAUUUGUUUUGUUAGGAAAGAUUUUCCAUCUGACUAUAAAUUACUCAAACGAGGUCCAUCCAUAGUGACUUCUUCCGCUUAGGUUAUUGUUAGUAAUCAGGAUCAGCUUAUAAAUAGUGACAAACUUUGUUUUUGUGAGAAAUGGUUCCAGUUUCCCGCCCUUGGACAUUGACCUUGUUGGUUCUGUUCGUUAUCGUUAUUUAUGUCUCCUGGAAUCCACAUGUGACAGCUGUUCGUCACAGUGUUGCCAACUCUGCUGGUUCAAGAGCUAAAUCAACUCUACGGUUUCUUGUUGUUGUGAGUAGACUUUAUAAAAUAGAUAUUCAAUCCAAUUUAUUAGAGUAAGGGACGUUUGGUUCCUUUAACGAUUGCCGCUACAAAAUUUGCAAAUCUUUGACUGUAGCACUUGGCUUUGAACUCUCAGCAUUCUGACUAAAACGAAUUCUAUAAAACCACACAAAAUAAUAGAUUUUUGUCCGUCUAAAUAACAAAUUAAGAAAAUUGCUUUUCUUUUACAAAUUCAUAGCAUAAUAGACCCUAUAUUGCUGAUAUAUUCAAAGGUAUGCAUAUUGGAUCUAUACAGCACGUAAAACAAUUGUAUAACUUUUCAAUCAUUUCACAAAAUGUGUGUAUUAUAUUUUCAGCUUACUCGUCAUGGCAAAAGAGGACCUCACACUGAAUAUACAUAUCCGAAAUGUCCCUAUCCAAGCGAUGAUGCCAAAGCUUGGCCAUACGGCGUUGCUCAACUCACGAAGAAAGGACGAAUACAAAUGUACCAGCUAGGAGCAAAGAUCCGUUCUUUGUACAAUGGGUUCCUGAACGAGAGCUACUAUCAGGAGGACAUCAGGGCUUCCAGCACUCUGGUUGACCGGACUCUGAUGAGCGCCGCUGAGUUCCUCGCUGGUCUCUUCCCGCCCAAAGGUUUCCAAGUGUGGGACAAGGAUCUGCUCUGGCAACCGCUGCCGAUAUUCCCCAACUAUCUCGACCAUACUCUGGGGGUACCUAGACUGUCACCAAUCUCGCCCUGUCCACUAUUCCACGACUUCCAGAACCAGUCUCUUACACGAUUUGACCAGGAAAACGGAUCUAAAAUGAGGGAUAUGUUGAGGAGGAUACAGCGUUAUACUGGACUAGAUGAUGUAACGACGGAGUCUACCCACCAACAAAUAAUCACCGUCUUUGAAACGCUCUCUUGUAUGGAAGACGAAGGGUUACCGUUGCCCUCAUGGGCGAAAUCAGUAUAUCCAGAGCCCUUGUCAAAUCUAGUGGCUAGGUUACUUGCAGCCAACACCAUCGGCUCACCUGUUACCAUCAGACUGCUUCAAGGACAGUUGUUUCAAGAAGUGGUCAGUUUGAUGGAGGCCAAAAUAAAUGGUUCUCUGACCCCUAAUAGACGGAUGUACUACUACUCCGGCCAUGACUACACCCUCCUAGGAGUGCAAGGCAUUCUGGGCUUGAACUCGUCCGAUGCGAGAAUCAUCAAGCCCGGAUCUGCUUUGGUUCUUGAGCUGCACCAAAACAACCAGACCAGAAACUUUUAUUUUCAAGCUCUCUACAUAGAUGGCAGUACCAACGAUUUGGAGCCAGUAGACUUCAAAAUAUCCGGUUGUGAUCACCCUUGUGAUUUUAACCUUUUAAAGAAAAUAACAGAAAAGUAUUAUGAUAUUAAAGACUACUCAAAGGAAUGUCACUCCAAAAGUUCAAAACGUAGUUAAUAAAAAAAUAAAUAAAAAAAUGUU